AUGUCUGAGUCUUUGAAGGAAGUUUUAGUGGUUGGAUUUGGCGCAGUGGGUGCCAUAUACUCUCUUAUCCUUAAACGGAGUGGCCUGGCUCGUGUAACCUGUGUAGCCAGAAGCAACUUCAAUGCUAUCAACGACAGUGGUGUACAAUUUCGCAGUCGCAAAUAUGGGUCUAUAGAUGGGUGGAGACCUCAUCGAUUGUGUAAAUCAGUACAUGAUGCUGCUGAUCAACAAUAUUCGUAUGUUGUAGUCACGACGAAGGCCGUCCCGGACUUGGUCAAGACAUCUCAGAUACUCGCACCCCUGUUUUCUAAAGAGUACAUCGAAAAGUUUAGUCAACCCACCUAUGUACUCCUACAGAACGGAGUGAACGUGGAAGUUGACUUGUAUGAUGCACUGAAAGAGGCUAUUCCCUCAGGCAAACCUCAGAUUAUAUCUUGUGCCCUCUGGAUUUACACCAACCUCGUGGGCCUAGAUAUCGUGGAGCAUAGCGACUUUGAUCGAGUUGCCAUUGGGGUUUACCGGCACAAGAAUAAUUCAGUAAUCGCAAAUUCUCCUGAAGAGUCGAACUUGUUGAAGGACUUCGGAAAUCUUCUGGAGACAGGGGGAAGCACCCUGAUUACGGUACCUGAAAUCCAGAGGAUGAAGUUUACCAAAAACUUCUGGAACAUUACUUUCAACUCCAUUGCGACCCUCACAAACUAUCCUCUGCCUGCUCUUUUCCGACCUGCACCGGGCGAAGGUUCUGUUGCGUAUGAACCUUACGUAUCGCCUACCACUGCGGACCACAUUUCAACAUACACAAUGCCCGUGAUCAGAAAGAUGCUUGAGGAGCUCAUCGCCAUAGGUAGGGCACUUGGGUACCCUGACUCCAAGGAUGGCCUACCUUCCUCAAUCGUUGAUAAUGCCCUGGACGGUACUCGGGAGAUCCACGAAAAGGCAGAUUGCACCCACGUUCCGAGUAUGCUGCUUGAUGCUCAGAAGGGGCAACCAAUAGAAGUCGAGGUCAUCGUUGGAGAGGUCAUAAGAAUGGCGAAAUCACACAAGGUUGAGACUCCGCGGUUGGAAACCCUCUAUGCCCUUCUGCUUGUCGUCCAGAACCAGACCUUGCGGAAGUUAGAGAGCAGGAAGCCUUGA
Messenger RNA from Psilocybe cubensis, 1134 nucleotides. RefSeq lists its product as uncharacterized. Lineage: Eukaryota; Fungi; Basidiomycota; Agaricomycetes; Agaricales; Agrocybaceae. Gene Ontology annotation, cellular component: cytoplasm. The record is from RefSeq and is a predicted model, not a curated record. The transcript has 8 exons. Bases 1 to 1134 code for a protein of 377 amino acids. Gene Ontology annotation, molecular function: oxidoreductase activity.